This is a messenger RNA of Oncorhynchus masou masou (cherry salmon), 991 nucleotides long. Its product is annotated as F-actin-capping protein subunit alpha-1. Gene Ontology annotation, molecular function: actin filament binding. The transcript is spliced from 10 exons. Gene Ontology annotation, biological process: barbed-end actin filament capping; actin cytoskeleton organization. Gene Ontology annotation, cellular component: F-actin capping protein complex; actin cortical patch. Lineage: Eukaryota; Metazoa; Chordata; Actinopteri; Salmoniformes; Salmonidae. The record is from RefSeq and is a predicted model, not a curated record. Bases 70 to 930 code for a protein of 286 amino acids.
CAAGAUCCGCUUCCUCACCGUCCGCUGCAGUCAGUCGCGGAUCAGAAGAGGUUUGUCUCAUGAGCCAAGAUGGCCGAUUUCGAAGAACAGCUCACUGAGGAAGAGAAGGUGCGCAUUGCGGCUAAUUUUGUCGUCCAUGCUCCACCUGGAGAAUUCAAUGAAGUCUUCAACGAUGUGCGGCUACUGCUCAACAAUGACAAUCUUCUCAGGGAGGGUGCAGCACAUGCCUUUGCCCAGUACAACAUGGAUCAGUUCACCCUUGCCAAACUUGAAGGGUAUGAUGAUCAGGUGCUGAUCACAGAGCAUGGAGACCUGGGCAAUGGCCGUUUCUUUGACCCCCGCAACAAGCGGUCAUUCAAAUUUGACCACCUGAGGAAGGAGGCCAGUGACCCCCAGCCCCAUGAGGGAGAGGCAGCUCUCAGACCCUGGAGAGACGCGUGUGACAGCGCUCUGAGGGCCUACGUCAAGGAGCACUACCCCAGCGGCGUCUGCACUGUUUAUGGGAAAACUAUUGACGGCCAGCAAACCAUAAUUGCUUGCAUUGAAGGUCAUCAAUUUCAACCAAAGAACUUCUGGAAUGGUCGUUGUCGGUCUGAAUGGAAGUUCAGCAUCUCCCAAUCUACAGCUCAAGUCGUUGGGGUCCUCAAAAUACAGGUGCAUUACUACGAGGAUGGAAAUGUGCAGCUGGUCAGCCACAAGGAAGUACAGGAAUCCCUCACUGUAAAUAGUGAGACUCAGACUGCAAAGGAGUUUGUGAAAAUCAUUGAGGAUGCAGAAAAUGAAUACCAGACGGCCAUCAGUGAGAACUACCAGACCAUGUCUGACACCACAUUCAAAGCCUUGCGCCGGCAGCUUCCUGUCACCCGCACCAAGAUUGACUGGAACAAGAUCCUCAGCUACAAGAUUGGCAAGGAGAUGCAGAAUGCUUAGAGGACAGUGUGUCAGUCAUUGUUACUGUGUUACUGCAAAGACAGAGAGGGUAGGGGAAAAA